ACCACACAAAAUCCAACCUUCCAUGAAUCCUCCUUUCACAAUGUAUUUAUACACUCCCUCACCAUCUCAUCUCCAAUAUCUCCUUCACCAACUAAAAUGGCCGCCUCAACCUCAAAUCCCACCUCCGCUAACCCCUUCUGGUACCAGUUUCUCUUUGGCCGCUGGUUCUCUGUCUUCGCUUCCAUUCUCAUCAUGUCCGUCGCCGGUGCCACCUACAUGUUCGCCCUCUACUCCUCCGACAUCAAAUCUUCCUUAGGCUACGACCAAACCACCCUCAAUUUGCUCAGCUUCUUCAAGGACUUGGGCGGCAAUGUCGGCGUCAUCAGCGGUCUCAUCAACGAGGUCGCUCCCGCCUGGGUGGUUCUUCUGAUUGGUGCCGUCAUGAACCUUUUUGGCUACACCAUGAUUUGGCUGGCCGUAACUAAUAGAAUACCCAAACCCCAAAUCUGGCAUAUGUGUCUCUACAUCUGCCUCGGAGCUAAUUCUCAGACCUUUGCAAAUACAGGGGCUCUUGUAACCUGCGUCAAAAAUUUCCCGGAAAGUCGUGGUAGUGUUUUGGGGCUUUUGAAGGGGUUCGUCGGCUUAAGCGGCGCCAUUUUGUCCCAACUUUUCCAUGCCUUUUAUGGCAAUGAUUCCAAAUCUCUUAUCCUCUUAAUCGGUUGGCUUCCCGCUGCCGUCUCUGUUGUUUUCCUCCGUUUCGUUCGCAUCAUUAAGGAUCUCCGGCAGCCCAACGAGGUUAACGUUUUUUACCAUAUCCUUUACAUUUCUCUCAGCCUUGCUGGGACUCUAAUGGUCUUGAUUAUUUUGCAAAGUCUUCUCCGAUUUCAACAAAUACAAUACGUCGGAAGUGCCAUUGUUGUGAUUGUUCUGCUUUUACUACCUCUGGCCAUUGUUUUCAGAGAGGAAUUGAGUGUUUGGAAGAGUAAAAUUGCUAACCCAAUUUUACAAUUAGAGUUAGCAUCUCAACAACCACCGCCGCCACUGACUUCGACGGUGCCACUAGCGCCGUCGAGCCCUCCAUCGGACUCCUGCUUUAAAAACAUGUUUAAACCUCCAAACAGAGGAGAAGACUACACUAUCCCACAAGCCAUUUUCAGUAUCGAUAUGAUAAUUCUUUUUAUCGCCACAAUUUGUGGAGUCGGUGGAACAUUGACGGCGAUCGACAAUUUGGGCCAAAUCGGAGAGUCAUUGCGGUACCCAUCUCACAGUACCACCACAUUCAUCUCUCUAGUCAGCAUAUGGAACUACCUCGGCCGUGUAGUCUCCGGAUUCGUAUCGGAAUAUUUCUGGAAAAAGUACAAAGUCCCACGUCCUCUAUUUCUCUUCGUGACGCUUAUUCUGUCCUGCAUCGGUCAUCUUCUAAUAGCAUUCGGAGUUCCGAAUUCAUUGUAUUUUUCUUCAAUCAUAAUCGGGUUCUGCUUCGGCGCACAGUGGCCAUUGAUCUUUGCAAUCAUAUCGGAGAUUUUCGGGUUGAAGUACUACGCGACUUUGUACAAUAUGGGUGGAGCGGCGAGUCCGAUUGGGGCGUAUAUCAUGAACGUGAGAGUGGCGGGUCAUUUGUACGACAGAGAGGCGCAAAGGCAGAUGGAGGCGGCGGGGAGACUGAGAAAAAAAGGGGAGGAUUUGAGUUGCUUGGGAGUGGAAUGUUACAGAAAGGCAUUUCUUAUAAUCACGGCGGCGACGGUAUUCGGGGCGCUUGUUUCGCUGAUUUUGGUGGUUCGUACAUGGAAGUUUUAUAAGGGCGAUAUUUACCGGAGGUUCAGGGCGGAGGAAGGUGAAGACAUCGAAAUGAAAAUGGCCGCUCCGACCAACAGUACGUUGACGACAGCGAAAAACUGAAUCUGUUUAGUAGUUUUUUCAUCUAAGUAUUUUCUUUACUUAUCUUUGUACAUUUUAUCCAAUUAUCUUUAUCAUAGUUUCAUAUUUAACUAAUGUAUACAUAUGUUAGCAGCCAACUAAAGAAAUAAUAAUGUAUCACAAUGAAUACAUCUUGACAUACAUCAAAACAUUGAGAAAAAAAAAAUUAGAUAUGUGCUUGUUUUGAUACA
This is a messenger RNA of Cucumis melo (muskmelon), 2048 nucleotides long. Its product is annotated as protein NUCLEAR FUSION DEFECTIVE 4-like. The transcript has a single exon. Bases 97 to 1839 code for a protein of 580 amino acids. Gene Ontology annotation, cellular component: membrane. NCBI's taxonomy places the organism in Eukaryota, Viridiplantae, Streptophyta, Magnoliopsida, Cucurbitales, Cucurbitaceae. The record is from RefSeq and is a predicted model, not a curated record.